Messenger RNA from Protomyces lactucae-debilis, 1890 nucleotides. RefSeq names its product major facilitator superfamily domain-containing protein. Gene Ontology annotation, biological process: xenobiotic detoxification by transmembrane export across the plasma membrane. Gene Ontology annotation, molecular function: fluconazole transmembrane transporter activity. The transcript has a single exon. The record is from RefSeq and is a predicted model, not a curated record. NCBI's taxonomy places the organism in Eukaryota, Fungi, Ascomycota, Taphrinomycetes, Taphrinales, Protomycetaceae. The coding region runs from base 1 to 1890 and encodes 629 amino acids.
AUGGCCUCUGAUUCCAGGUCUAGCACUGAAGAGAAGCCUGGACGCAAAAUCAAUACAAAGGAGUCAGCGCCAUCAGAUGGUCAUGGCGGCGCCAUCUUGCGCGACAGUGCUUUCGGCAUGAUUGCGCGCAACAUUGGUCUUCGCAAGCUGUUCCCAUACAACGACGAGCGUCCUGAGAAGCAUGAGUACUACAAGCAUGCGUAUGCCCAAGACCGGCAUGAGAAGAUGAAGCAUGACGUCAUCGAACGCAAUCAGGAGGAAGAACAGUCAUGGCGUCGAGAGAACCCACAAGAUGCAGCUACUGAAGACCGUCGCGUUGCUCAGGGGCUACGUACAAGGAGCUCGUCUGCGGAAGAUGCAGCAACACUGGCCGACGAGGCGCCAUUGGCUCAGGAUCGCAUCAAGCCAGGAGCAGAGCUGACAGAUGCCGACGACACUUCAUCCCAUGGUCCGCUUGAACACCGCCCGGCUCAUCACGACACAGAGCGAGGCAAGGAUGUCAAUCUCGUUACAUUCGAGGAAAAUGACCCAGAAAAUCCGCUCAACUGGUCGACUGGCAAAAAGAGUUUUGUUACUGCCAUGCUGUGUCUUCUCACGAUCUCCAUCUAUAUGGGAUCAGCCAUCUACUCGCCCGGUGUCAAGUCGGUCAUGUCUGACUUCACCGUCAACUCUGCUGUUGGUGUGUUGCCUCUCAGUUCGUUCGUUCUUGGUUAUGGUCUGGGACCUGUACUUUGGGCCCCUAUGAGUGAAGUUCCUGUCAUUGGUCGUAAUCCAGUCUACAUUGGCACGCUCAUUGUGUUUGUUGCGCUGCAAGUACCCACUGCGCUUGCACCCAACAUCGGCUCGCUCAUCGUCACACGAUUCCUCGGUGGCUUCUUUGGAAGUCCCGUCCUUGCCACAGGUGGUGCCAGUAUUGGUGACAUGUUUAUGCCAAAGUACCGCGCGACACCUAUCGCCAUUUUUGGUGCUGCAGCUGUGUGUGGCCCAUCUCUUGGUCCAAUGAUUGGCGGUUUCAUCGUGGAUUGGGGAACCUCGUGGCGUUGGACAAUUUGGGAACUGCUUUGGCUCUCUGGAUUUGGUCUUGCUGUCCUCUUCUUCUUCCUGCCCGAGACUUCCGGUGAUUGUAUCCUGCUUUGGAAGGCAAAGCGCUUGAGAAAGCUGACUGGCAACAACAAUUUGCAAUCUGAGGGAGAAAUCAAGCAAAAGCAAAUGACCUUUAGCCAAGUGGCUAGUAUGUCGCUUCUCCAACCCAUCACAUUGACCGUCAGGGAUCCCAUGGUCUUCUUGCUCGGUCUGUACAUCUCCAUCGUGUAUGGAAUUUUGUACAUCUUUUUGGAAUCGUUCCCGAUUGUCUACGGCGAGAUGUACGGCUUCAACAAUGGAGAGGUCGGCUUGACCUUCCUUGGAUUGUUUGUGGGUGCAGUCCUCGCUAUCAUCGGGUACGAGAUAUACGUCGUCAAGAAGCUCCACAAGGAGUUCGACAACUCGCCAGAUGGUACAAUCGAGCCCGAACGGCGUCUCGUUGUUGCCAUGGUAGGCUGUUUCGGUCCUCCCAUCUGUCUCUUCUGGUUUGCUUGGACGGCCAAUCCGCGUUUCCACUGGGCCAUCUCUGUGGCAUCGACCGUGUUUUACGGCGCAGGUACAAUCCUCCUCUUCCAGGCGAUUCUCAACUUCAUCAAUGACUAUGGUGGCAAGCGUGCCGCAUCCCUGUUGGCAGGAAACGAUAUGAUGCGAAGUUCGUUUGCGUGUGGUUUCCCAGUAUUUGCGGGUGCCAUGAUGCGUAACUUGGGUAUCGGCAGAGCCAACACGGUUCUCGGAGGACUUUCUGUGGCGAUGAUCCCUUUGCCCUUUUUGUUCUUCAAGUUUGGCAAGCGUCUUAGACGACAGUAG